Messenger RNA from Lymnaea stagnalis (great pond snail), 11248 nucleotides. The record is from the annotation of a GenBank genome assembly. Lineage: Eukaryota; Metazoa; Mollusca; Gastropoda; Lymnaeidae.
GGAAAAGAAACAAAGGUUCAAGGACACGUUCAGUUCACACUCAUCACUGUAAACAUGUCUACCCCCACAAAAGCAGCUGAGCCCCAGCAAAUGGGAAAAGGAAUUAAAUUUCUCUUUGGAGGAACUGCUGGGUAAGAUUUUAUUAUAUUAGGAUUAUUUCAAGGAAAAUUUUUAAUUCUAAUCCAAAGGCCUAUUUUUAAUUUAAAUACAGUAUCAAUAGAAUAAGUAACCUCCGUUCAAGAGGCGGACUUCUUGCCCUUGGGCUUGGGCUUGGUUGGGCCUUGAGCUUGUGCCUUGUUGUAGACGUACACUCAUAUUAUUAGUUAGACUGUGAUACUCAAUGAUACUGUGAAGUGAAUGUGAAGAGUUCCUUGAGAAUCAGAAUGAGAUACUUGACUUUUUAAUGGGUCUCUAACUCUACUGAACAAAAUCAAAAAUAAAAUAACAAGGCCCUAUCCUGCCCUAUGCCUGCUGUGAAUGUGAAGCUGUUCAUUAAAUUUAAAUGUUAUCAUAUUAUAUAGCCUUAAAAUAUCUAUAAAUAUUUAUGAAAUAUAAGGUGUCCUAACUUUGUGGGGGGGAUCCUGGAACCUAAUCGGUGUCGUGUAACAGUGUAACUGCAAUAGACGAGGGAACACUGUAAUACAUUGUGUAGAGUGUGAGCACAUAGUGCAAACCUAUACAGCUUUACAGGCUAUGCUAUGUGUGAGUAGUUUGCUGUUGCAGUAUUUUAACAUAUUUUUUAAAAAAAGACAAUUUUUUAUUAAAGGAAAAGAUUUUUAUAUAAUAAUAAUAAAAGAAAAAUAUUUAAAAUAUGCUGCAGUUCAACAUCAUGUCGAAAAGGAUUAAGGGUUCAAUCGAAAUCAAUGGAAGUUGCAUUAGUUUUGCUGAUUGUUAUGAUUAUGAGCACAUUUUUUUCAUUAAUAAUUGAUAGUCUUGAUACAUAAAAUUUGUGCCAGAUAGAAAUAAAUAUGUAGUAGGAAGUAGGCCUACAUUGCAUAAUACAUAGGCAGUGUCUACACGUCCGGCGCGCCGGACGUAUAUCUCCCGCACAAUUUGUCCGGCCACCAAGUCACAUGACCGCCAUAACAAAGUGGCGAGAGAUAUCUUGUCGGUCAGCCUUGUCACGUGACUGUGAAUGAUUCAAAACUAUUAAUUUUAAAAUCUAUUUCUCUACCAAGUAAUGUACUGAGUAUCUUGAAUGCAAAUAAUAGAAAAAAACUUAAGUGAAAGUGGCUUGUAACAUUUUGUUUAGUUUGUUAUUUGAGUUUGUGUACCAGUAAUCCAUAAAAUAAAUUAGGGGCCAGUGUGGAGUAGGCAACCAAUAAAAGUAAAAGAUUUCAUUUUAAAUUGUUUAAAUUGCUACAAAAUAUUUAAAAACUUCUCAUGAAACUACUGUUGCUGAUGAACAUGAUAAUAUAAAUAUAGUAUAAAAUAUUUUUAAUUAAAAUGGGAAAAAAAUUUAUUUUGUAUUGAUCCUCAAAUCAUAACGACAAGCGACCACUCUACCACAAGACCACACAAGAUCUACCAAAUUAUAAUUCGUUCGGAAUAAUAACAACUAUUAGCCAUCCGGCGGUCACGUGACAUGGCGCCGGACGUAUAAUUCGCGCACUAUUUGUCCGGCGCGCCAGGCGUGUAGACACUUCGUAAUACAUAUCAUGAGGUGUUCCAAUUAGUAUCUAUCUGUUUUACCUGAACAACAAAAAGAAGAAUGAAAAAAAAUUACCUGAACUCUAAUCAGUAAAAAAAAUAUAAAUGUUGGUAUAGAUUUAUUAGUAGAGAUAAUUUUUUGCAUAAUUUUUAUUAAUGAUACAGGCAGAGGGGUUAACCAAACUACAAAUAAACAGCCAGUAUAAUUUCUAUGCAAUUACUUUUUAGAAAUAAAGUAGAAAAUUCAUGAGCCAGGUCAAAAUGAUUACCCUGCACCCAGUAUUUAUUUACCCCUGCAGUUGCAUGCUGUUUACUUUUUUUAUCACAAAAAUAAUUCUGUACCCUUCAUAUCUUUAGCAUGGCAGCCACAGUGUUUGUUCAGCCACUUGAUCUUGUGAAAAAUCGUAUGCAACUUAGUGGUAAGCUGUCUUGAUUUCUUGCACCAGUCUUGAUUUUGAUGCAUAAAUUUAUCUAUAAAAAUUUUUCUUUGUUGUUUUCACUCGUGACUGAAAAUUUUGUUCCCACACUAUUUUACAUAGGUUAGGAUUUUUUAAGGUUAGGAUUUUUAAAAUUCUAAUUUUCUGCCCACCACAAACAAUAUGUAAUGAUUAGAAAUAGCUUCUGAUUCUAACUCAGCUUAAUCACCCUUAAAAGUUCAUGCUAGUAAUUUGGCAAUAAGCUUCAAGAGAUACCUCCUAAAACACCCUAAGGGUUUAAAUAUAUUUUUCAAAGCUGAAAUCAUUUUAUCACACCAUUUCAUAGAGAACUGUCAAGGAAUAAUUUGUGUUAAAUGUUAUUAUAAGGAUACAGAAUUUUAUUGGUUUAUUUUGUUAAAAAGUCUUUUAUAUGCCCCCAUAAUUCAAUGUACCAUGACCUUUAGAUACAUCAGCCAUUUCUUCAUUUUCAUGCAGAGUCAUGUAUCAACAGUUGGCUUUCACAAAAAGAGUCUCAUCCAAUCCAAUAUUUUUUUAUAAUACUAUAGGCAAACACCUGUGCUCUUACAUUAAUUUCUCAAAUGAUUCCCUAAUUUGAAUUGCAAAGUAAGAAUUAUUCAGUCUUACAGGGAAACAAGCUAAUUAUCAGCUGACACAUGAGCCAUGUGCUAAAAAUAUUUAGUGAGCAUAAUCAAACAAAUCAUUUACACAAUUAAGGACCCAGCAACCACUUACGAUUAUGAACUUGUUAAAUGUAGUGGGGGUUUUUUUUGUGUUUUUUUUUUUUUUUGCGCUUCUGUGCAUUCAGCUUCUUAACAAGUGAGAAUCACUUAUUAAAUGUGGUGAUAUUUUUGCUUAUCAAUUUAUUCAUGCUACUUAACUUUAUUUACUAUUAUAGUAAUAUUAAAAUGUAGUGGGGGUUUUUUUUGUGUUUUUUUUUUUUUUUGCGCUUCUGUGCAUUCAGCUUCUUAACAAGUGAGAAUCACUUAUUAAAUGUGGUGAUAUUUUUGCUUAUCAAUGUAUUCAUGCUACUUAACUUUAUUUACUAUUAUAGUAAUAUUCAACCCUUUUUUUUCCACCCCCCCUUCCUAUUUCCUUUACAUUUAAUUAUAAUAUUCUACCCAACCCGCUGCCUGAGAACCAUUGAUCCAGAUAACUUGAAGAAUAUAAAUAUUUAUAAACAUUUUCAUAAGGUUUAAGUUUUUAACAAAGCAUUGCUAAUGUUAUAGUUUUAUUUUAAAAUAAUUAAUUCAAAAUUGUAUAAGCUUUGCAGUGAGUGUUUAUUUUUGAUUAAAAGUAGUUGUGGAACCAAAAUAAAAGCAAAAUAAUAAUCUUACAGAUUUUUUUAUCUUCAUUUCUUUUAACUUUUAGGUGUGGGAGGUGCUAAAAAGCAAUACAAGACCAGCUUUCACGCUCUUGCUUCUAUCCUUAAGAAUGAGGGAGUGUCAGGAAUAUACACAGGGUACUGUCAACUAAUUAGUGGUCAAAAUAAUACAACUUUAUCUUUUGGGUGGAUCAUGUAAGAUUAAUUUCCAAACGCUUAAGAUAGUUUUGCACAGAAGAUGGGAAGCCUCAAUAGAGGUUUAAUUUUCCCCUUACUUUCCCAUGUUGUUUGUACUGACGAAGGCAUUUGCCAAAAGAUCUACAUUUGUAUUUUGUAUGAUCAUUAUUAAACCUGAACUUAUAUUCUUUUAUUUACACAGAUGGUUUGUGCCUAAUUUAUUUCCCAUGCCAAGGUCAAGUGACAUAUUAGAAACAGGAAUUAUACAUGUAUUUAUUCUUGUGUGCCACCUCAGGGUACUCAUUAAACCCCAAUUUUGCAGUAGAUCUGUGCUGAAACCAAUCAUAUUUUAAGUAUUGUAUAAUCAUUUCUUAAGCUUAGCUAAUUACAUUUAUUUUAUUCUAUGUACAUUUUACAGAUUAAGUGCUGGUCUGCUACGUCAAGCCACAUAUACAACCACAAGGCUUGGCAUCUACACAUCUUUAUUUGACAUGUUGUCUAAGUGAGUUUACUUCACUCAUUCACAUUUUAUUCAGCUGCAUUGUGCAGCUGAUUAUAAAAAUUGUAUUAUUAUUAAUUCACUAUAUUAGCUUUAUAAAGCGAAUCUUAAAAUGUGACCUUUAAUGUAGCAAUAGUCAUCCACGAAAAUGUUUAAAAAAUCCAGAAAUCUAUGUUGAAUUGUUGUUAAAGCUGCAGCAGCUAAGAUUAUCAAUUUUGUUUUAUAAAAAGCUAUCUGCACCCCCUUCUGUUACAGGGAUGGUAAGCCUCCCAAUUUCCUUGCUAAAGCUCUGAUUGGUGUGACUGCUGGUGGAAUUGGUGCUUUUGUGGGCACACCUGCAGAAGUUGCUCUCAUUCGUAUGACUGCUGAUGGAAGGUAGGAAUAUUUUUUUGACUUGCCAAGUGUUCAAUCUUCUUUUAUAUUGAAAUAAUUGACAUUAAAUUAAUUUUUUUAAUGCAGAACAGUUCACCUUAUUUUAUUCAUGGGAAGUUUUUUCUCUCCUAUUUUUUUUUAAAGGAGCAUGGCCACUUUAAAUUUCUUAUUAUUGAUUGAUUGAUUUAUUUAGUUAGAGAUGUUUGUUUACAAGUUUUAGAUGUGAUCUUACAUGUGCUGAAAUAUUAGAGGUCUCAUGGUUUAAUGACCCUAGAAGAUAAUUUUUACAAGGCCUAAAAUUUUAACAAAUUCCUUGAAAUUGAGGUGUUUCAUUUUUAACAAUUUACUUCACAUUUUUUAUUUAAAGAAAAGUAGUUACUGAAAAAGGUAUUAGCAAUACAACUGAUGCCCUUGAGUUUUAAGUGUGGUCACUCUGUUGCAGGCUACCUUUAGAGGAAAGGAGAGGUUAUAAGAAUGUGUUCAAUGCCUUGUCUAGGAUUGUUCAGGAAGAAGGGGUCCUCACCUUGUGGAGAGUAAGUGACGUGUCAUUUCACUAACAUGUUUCAACUUACCAUUUGUUUUUUAGAAAAUGGUUAUUAAAAAGCAGCUGUCUACUUGAGUAAACUGAAAUGCUUGCCUGAUUUUAACCCUUGUUUGAUUUUCAGGGAUGCGUACCCACUGUUGGCAGAGCCAUGGUGGUGAAUGCUGCACAACUAGCCUCAUAUUCGCAAGCCAAACAGAUCCUAGUUUCCACAGGUGAGUCUAGAUUAAAAAAGAACAAGUGAAUCUUUUAUCAUAUAAAUCAAUAGCUGUGUAUCCUAAAACGAUGCUACAAGAGAAUAUGGCCCAAUUCAGAAUGGGAAUUGUUUUCUUCCUUUUUUGCCCACAGUGAAAUGUCGCAUAUUUUUACAUUUAAAAAUAAUUCUCAUGGUAAUUAAGAAACCACCAACGUUUAUAUAUGGACUAAAAUAAUAUUUUUUAAAAAUGUUAAACUUCCGGGGAUAUUUUCUAUAUGAUUGUUAAAAAAUUAAUUUAUACAAAUAAUUGAUAUAGAAGCUUUCAUUGGCUAAUCAAAUCAACAGUGUGAAAAUGUAGAAAAAUAUAAAGUGAAUACAAGGGUAGUUUGGCCAAGUGAUGUCACUGCCAGAAAUAGGUUAUUUUUUUAAAUUUUAAGAUAAAUUUAUUUCACAUUGUAUGAAAAAUAAGCAUAUUCUUCCCAUUUGUAAUGAUUUGUUUUCUCAACUAUUCCAUCACAAUACAUUAUUUUAUUCUGUUCCCAUUGACAUUAAACUAACUCAGUGUUUAACUAUUUUGACUUUCAAACUUAAAUAAGAGGAUGAAUGUGAUGAUAGUAGUUUGCAAAGUUUUUCUAAAGAAAGUUUCUCACACUUUUUAUGUGAGUACUAAUGUUGAUAUUCUCUUGGUUCUUUUAAUUUUGGUUAAAUUUUUUAAAAAUUGAAACUUGCACAAAAAAAUUUUAUUACCUCUUUUUGAAGUUGUGUAAAAUCCCAUAUAAAUAACAUAAAACAGGGGUUCUUAACCUUUUAUAAUCCAUAGGCCUCUGCCAGUCACUGACACCUUCUUGGAAAUGUUUUUAAAUGCAUAUAAUAAAAUUACAAUGGCAACGGAACUCUUUCUUGUUAAAAAAAUACUUAUUACAUAAAAUUUGAUUGAGGCAUAAUGAAAAAUUACCAAAAAUAUUAUCUGCUUAUUGCAUUCUUUAAUGAAUUUUGUAGGUACAUGAUGUAACUCUUAAUUUUAGUAACUUUUAACACAAUUGAGUCUUUUGAUAAUUGGCUGGGAUGAGAGACAUCUUCCUCUCCGUUACAUUCAAUGGUUUUUCAGCAUUACGCAGAGAUGAACUGUAUUGAAAAAUUAUUUCUCAAAUUUCCUACAAAUAUUGUCUUUCCCUGUUCCAUUUCCUGAAUCUGACAUGCUGGGACGUUCCCAGUUCCAAUGCCUGCUUGUACCUUUUUUUAGAUAUCAUGUUUGGCGUUUAUUAAAAAAAAUUAAUUCAGUGCAACAUGUUUUCUCUCCAUUCAAUAAUAAAAGGUUACUUUCACGACGGCCUCUUCCUUCAUUUUGUUGCCAGUAUGAUUAGUGGUCUUAUAACAACGGCAGCGUCCAUGCCGGUUGACAUUGCCAAGACGAGGUAAGUGCAUAAUUGAAGACCUCUUUAGUCAAAUUAAUACAAUGUUCUGGAUCUCGUGCUGGGCAUUAAUCUGGUGGGCAUUUUAUCUCUCAUACAUGUUUUAUUCGAGAUGUUGAUUAUCAGCUUUAAUUUUAGAUGUUAAUUGUUUUAAGUCAUUUUUGUAUUUGUAACAAAGAAAUUCACCUUCUGACUGUUUUUUAUUUUACAAUAAUUUAUUAUAUUUAUAAUCAAUAAUACAGCAAAUUAUACUGUAAUUGAUGGGUCCAUUAUUUUAUUUCAUUACAUUUCUCAAAUCCAAGUUUGUAAUUAAAGUGUUGUCCUUCCCACAGAAUACAAAAUAUGAAGACUGUAAAUGGCAAGCCAGAAUAUUCAGGAGCCCUUGUAAGUACAUUUCAUUUGUGCGGUUACUUGAUUUAUUACCUAUAUCUGUUUUUAGAUAUUUUGCAGAGGCAAGUUAUAGCCAUAUAAAAAAUAAUCUACAUUUUUUAAAAACAAUUCCUACAAUGGUCAUUUGUCAUUCAUUUUUAAUAACAAAGGUGUUUAUAGAAAUUAUAAUACAUUUUAAAGUGAUUUUUACUGCUUUGUUCAUCAUAAAAUAUUUCUAUUUGCGAGACUCUUUGUUUUACAUAAUCUACAAAUCUAAAUCAUAUUGACUUUGUAAAAGUUCACAACAGAUCUCUUGAAGAUAAAUUACUUUUAUAUGAAUUUACAGGAUGUCUUGACAAAAACUAUACGUCAGGAAGGAUUCUUUAGCUUAUGGAAAGGUUUCACCCCGUAUUAUGCAAGGCUGGGCCCCCACACUGUGCUGACAUUUAUCUUCCUUGAGCAGAUGAACAAAGCCUAUCGUCACUAUGUGCUCCAUGAUGAUUCAGCAAGUGGGGGAUUAUAGUCCAUCCCACUAGAAAAUUAGUUGAGAUUAAAUAAUUUCAUAAUAGAUAUUGGCGGAAGGCUGAAACUAAUUUAAAUAUGUGCUAAAGAGUUUCGAUAGUUGAACCUAAGCGCUUUACAUUGACAAAGGGCUUGUUUUGAUUUGAAUGUGUGUUGAAACUGUUUAAAUGUUUGGUUGACAUGACGUUGACCACACAGUGUAAGCCAAGAAUGGCCCAAUGUAUUAUUUAUGACUUUGAAAUGAUAAGAGCAUAGACUUUGCUUGUAAUAGAGGGAGAGCCUGUAGACUUUGCUUGUAAUAGAGGGAGAGCCUGUAGACUUUGCCUGUAAUAGAGGGAGAGCCUGUAGACUUUGCUUGUAAUAGAGGGAGAGCCUGUAGACUUUGCCUGUAAUAGAGGGAGAGCCUGUAGACUUUGCUUGUAAUAGAGGGAGAGCCUGUAGACUUUGCCUGUAAUAGAGGGAGAGCCUGUAAUAGAGGAAGAGCCUGUACCUCUAAUAGUUGAGUAAUGUAAAUCUAUUCAAAUAAUUGUUAAUUUUUGAAAUAACUAAUAGAUUUGUUGAAUAUAGAGUUUACUGCCAUAACUUGUGCUGUUUUGAGGAGCUGUGAUAAAUAUAGAGGGGGGGGGGGGAGCUUCUGGUUAUUAUCCUCAGUGACAGGUCACUGCAGCAACCCUUUAAUGGAAAUUUUGUUGAGUGUAAAUGGAUUAUUUUUCUUGUUCCAUUCUGUUCUUCUUAUGGUCCUGGCGGAAGGUUCCAAAGCAUAAUUUUUGUGAACACCCAUCUCCCCUUAAGGUCCCAAAUAUCUCCUUCUAGUUAAGGUCCCUGGAGUUCCUAGAUAAACUAGAGCAAGAAUUAUUUAUAGUUGGUCUACUGCAAUCAGCAUGAUAAAUUUAAUGAAAAGAAUAAAAAAUAAGUUUGUUUCUUCGUUGUGGUAGCUUUUGACUUGUGUGAAUAGCAGGAAAAUGUAAUUCAUGGAGCUCGUAAUUAAUGGUUGGGUUUAAAAAAACUCCAAUCCAGUGGAUCUCAUAAUUGUGUGGUAAAUUUUGACUAGUGAGAAUAACAGGAACUAAUUUUUAGAUUUCUUCUGGUGAGACUGGAAUAAGCUAUGACUGUUAAGGUGAUUGAAUCUCUGUCUUCUAUUUCAUAUAUAUGUUGAUUGUGCACUGUGCAGUCAUGACUUUUUGACAAAUUGAAGCCAUUUCAGGGGGGGGGGGGGGGGAGAAUAAAGAAAAAUUUAAAUCCUGUCCUUGAUUGUUCAAUGAUGAAAGCUGUUAGUAUUUAUAAAUUAUAGAAGUUAUUGCCAACUGACUGGAUUUCAACCUGCUACAUUGAAAUAAAUUGGGUCAGUUCUUUUUACAUUUGGGGGUUGUAGUUAAAGGUUGUGAUUUUUUUUUUUGUGGAGUCUUAAUCUUCAUUUAGUUGAUGAUAACUACAUUUCUAUGUCUCAUUUCUCUAUACACCCCACUCCCAAAUCCUUUUAGAUUUUAGUAAAUUUAAACUGACUAUUUAUUUUAGCAGCGUUAUUUGCUGCUUCUUCUAGUGUUUGUGUCUAUUUUUUAAAUUAACGCAUGCACUAUAUUUUUUUUUUGCAUCUAUUAUAUCACCAAGGCAGUUGUGUGACUGAUGUUGGUAAUGGAAACAGAUGGGGAUAGAUAUCUUAUAGAUCUUUAACCUCAAUUGAUCAGGCCGUUAGGAAUUGGAUUUAAUAAAUAAUUCAUCAGGACAUGAGUUCAAUCUGAUCUGCAAAGUUUGAUAUUAAAAUAGAUAAACAAGUACUGGUAUUACUGCUAUGGUAAAUAAUUGAAAUUUCUUUUAGUUUUGUUGUUGGUAGGCCUUCUUGUUCUCCUUUCAGGUCAAGACUUGUUUGAUCUUUAUUAGAUUCACAUUAUUCCCCCCCCCCCCUUUUGGUUUCUGUGCCCAAGAAUUUUUUUCAUCACUGUAUUGCUAUCAUUUUAGACCAGUGUUUCCCGAAGUGUGUUACGUGUACCCCUGGGGGUACGGGAAGAGUUUGGUGGGAGUACGCACUGCAAAGGAAAAAAAAAAAUUUUUAUGAAAGUUUAUGCAAUUUUUUUUUAACGAGGGAUACUGAGUGUUAAAAACAUUUUAGACAGGUACAUAGAUGUCGAAAAUUUGGGAAACACUGAUUUAGACCAUGAUUAUUUCAAAUAAUUAUAGAUGCAACCUCAAAUAAACGUCUGUACUUCAGGUCGGUACACAUUUAAAAUGAAUUGUGUAUUGAGAUUUCCACUUUGACCAUCUUCCCUUGAUUGCACAAAUAGACUAUCAAAUUGUCACCCCCACCCCACUUCUUUUUGCUGUUAUUGCUGACCUAACACUAAUGAGGGGAAGUUUAUGAACGCCAAACUGAGAAGUAAAAACCACAUAUUGUUUUCAGACAAAUUGUUUGUUCUGUGUGCCAUAUUGUGUUUAGAUCUGACAUGUGCAAGCAAACCUUUAAUUCAAGGCUCACCUCAGAUUGUAGGGGGGGGGGGGGCCUGUUAAGACUUACGUCAGAUAAAUUAAACCGCCUCAUUGAACUAGGGCCAUUGUUGAAAUUUUCCCUUUCUCUCAAUCUAAUGUAAUUUGUCUUGGACACUGUUUUUUUUCCAUUAAACCUUUAAUUCCAGGCUCACCACGGAUUGUAGGGGGGGGGGGGGCCUGUUAAGACUUACGUCAGAUAAAUUAAACCGCCUCAUUGAACUAGGGCCAUUGUUGAAAUUUUCCCUUUCUCUCAAUCUAAUGUAAUUUGGCUUGGACACUGUUUAUUUUCCAUUACUUCAACUCGAAUAUGAAGUAUGGGUUGUUGCAUAAUAAUAGUAGGAACAUAUUGUCUCAUGAAAUCAAUUAGUGUGUCAUAAAAUAUUUAUUUUGAUGGAAGGUUUGUACCAUUCACAUAUCUUUUGGCUUAGUCUGACUCAGAAAAAUGGCUUUAUUCUCUAUUUAUUGAUAGCAUAUUGAAACUUUUUAUGCUUUUAAAUCUGAGACUCCUCAUGAAGAUUCAGGUCAUAUUUUGUUCCUAAUUGAUUGAUGCUUACGUUGGGGGGGGGGGUUCUUUUCUGUGUUAACCAGAGCUUUACUAUCUUUACAUCUGAAUGGUGGGUCACUAGAGACGUGAGUGUCUUGAUACAAAAUAAUACAAUAUGGUCAACUAUUGACUUGAUGACCAAGCUGUCACUGUAGCAAGCGAAGUGUGAUCAACCGAAGGAUAACUUGUUAGUGGUCAUAAUACAUUUGAUAUCUUUUUAAAUCUAUACAUUUUUUUUUUGAGGAUUUGUUUAAUCUCAACGUUGAACGCAUAAUUUGUUUUGACUGAUGGUGGAUGAAGUUGUGUGAUAAAACUGUCACUUUUUACAUUUAACAGAGGUUGUUUUUUUUUAAAUAUUUUUUUUAUUUGUUUUCUUUUAAGUCUGUCUGAAUGUGUUCAUAUUUCAAAAGAAAAUUAUUUAUGGAUUGAAAAUAAAAUUUGUCGGGUCUAGUGAUUCAUUUAAUAAACAUUUGAUUAAGUGUUUUCAUUCUUAACCCUGAGUAUCAAAUUUGGUUUUCUACACUCUUAGCAAAUUUUGUGUGGUUUUUCUUAACGCUGAUUAUUCAACUUGGUUCAAGUUUCUGUUGUAAUCCAAGACAGAAAUCUAUUUGAAAGCACAAUGAUUUAUUAAUAGAUAUUUAUGAAAAAAAAGAUAUUCACAUUUUUCUACACUAAAAGUGUUCAUUUUCUUGAAUGAAGGUUAUGAAAUAAAUGCUGGCAUCAGACC